UUAAAGGAGUCCUGACACAAACACUUUGGCCUCGCGUUUUAUUGUUGAAAUGCGUUGCUGGGGGCCAGUUAGUCGUAACACGGCACAUCGUUUGCUGCAGCGUGCAACAGAUGAUUAAUUACAAGUAGGGGGGUCACUUCGUGUCACCUCCGAGGGUGUCACUGCCGCAAAAGCGGCGUGUAGCACUGGAUCACGCACAGGAACUUCAAAGUUCACAUAAAAUACUUUCCAAGCUAUAUUCGCUGUUGAUAUUUUGCGGAUGACAUAUGCAUGCUCACGGCAAUCAAUCCCGCGGGCUGUCUCAGCCGCGAAAUUUUGUGUCAGUACCCCUUUAAGGUAUUCGAGAUCCAUAAGCAAUGCUCCCUCAAUUUUUCGUUCACCCACAUGUUUAGCAGCACAACACUUGCUACAGGCAACAACAUAAUCGUCCAUCAGUAAAAACCAAACCAAACCUAAUCUAACCUAACCUAACCUAGUCAAGCCAUGUGACUUGCAUCAUCAUGCAUUAUGCAAUACCAAGUAGCCAGAUUAACACACAAGCACUAACAUGUUUUGUGGCAUCAUUCAAAUGCAGUACCCAUCAAGACGAGAGCACUGGAGUUGCAACAGGGGUGGAGGAGUCUCUUCAUGCCGAACGAAAGUUCAUUGUGUUUGAGAGCUCCCUCCGAGACCUGCUUGCCAAAUGCUCAGUCUGUGGCCAAGCAGUAGGCGACUUGAAGUUCAGCGUUGUGGGAACACUGGUCACUGCAGAGGGAGUGUGCGAGCAACAGCACCAGCUUCGCUGGAAAAGCCAGCCACUUGUCAAAGGUAGCGGAGCUGGGGCAGGCAACCUUCUCCUGGCUGCUGGCAUGCUCUACUCGGGCUGUGUGGUGGCUUCAACGAUUCGGUGCCUGAAUUCCGUUGGCAUACAAACCAUCACGGAGCGCACCUUCUACAACUAUCAGAGGGCCUACUUGCUCCCUGCAGUAAAACAGGUGAUGGGCGAUGUGACUCGCCAGGCUACAGCGCCAAAUACCUCGCAUACAGUGUGCUUGCCGUGCAGAAUGGCUGCAUUCUACACACUGAGCAGGUGCAAGUCGGAGAGGUAAACUUGCAGUGCUAUUAGUAUAACGUUCCAAGUACUAAUGAAACCAAUUUCUACGCUUUCGUUCACAGUCACCCGAAGUCCCCAA
Messenger RNA from Rhipicephalus sanguineus (brown dog tick), 1172 nucleotides. RefSeq lists its product as uncharacterized. Lineage: Eukaryota; Metazoa; Arthropoda; Arachnida; Ixodida; Ixodidae. The transcript has 2 exons. The record is from RefSeq and is a predicted model, not a curated record. The coding region runs from base 501 to 1088 and encodes 195 amino acids.